Messenger RNA from Carassius gibelio (silver crucian carp), 1765 nucleotides. It is a transcript of the gene bfsp2, whose product is annotated as beaded filament structural protein 2, phakinin. Gene Ontology annotation, molecular function: structural molecule activity. The record is from RefSeq and is a predicted model, not a curated record. Gene Ontology annotation, biological process: intermediate filament organization. The transcript has 8 exons. Gene Ontology annotation, cellular component: intermediate filament. The coding region runs from base 354 to 1670 and encodes 438 amino acids. Lineage: Eukaryota; Metazoa; Chordata; Actinopteri; Cypriniformes; Cyprinidae.
UCUCUUGGGUCAUUGUGAUAAUAGUUUAAUUUCCACACUGUCAUUGUCCAUCAUAAUCAUACAUACUGAGAGGGACAUACAUAGAGCUUUCCUGAGAAGACCACUGUGCUGAGGCAGCCGAAAAUGGCCUAACGGUGAUGAACAAAGAGCAGUGACCAGCAUCACCAGGUCUCUGUCACAAUAGUCCUAGAAACAAAGAGCCUGCUUUCCAGAAGGCCUGAGCACAAUAAAGAGCCAUGCACUCUUAGCUGUUGCUGUUUAGCUGAAGGGAGGUCAGUGGAUAUUUACGCUUGCAUUGUGGUCAUGUCUAUGGACUGAUAGUGGCCUGUCACUUAAAAAGCAUCAGGACAGGAAUGCCUCUGCCACGACGCCGAUCCUCCUUCCUGGGCCAGGCUGCUUCUGAGCGGCCCGGCGGUGUGGGCCACAUGAGUGCAGCAGGCACCUCUGCGCCUCGGGGAGUGUUUGUAGGCAUGGCUCCCACCGGAGGAACCAGCAGCCUGGGUGCACGUGUGUCCCGCAGAGCUCUGGGCAUCAACAGUGUGUUUUUGCAUUGCCUUAGAAGCACCAGUGUUCCUGUGGUGACCCAGCCCAGAGAUCAAGGCCACCAGUUUGGCUUCGACAGCCUCAAUACAUGCCUCCUGGAGUACCGUGAUAAAGUUCACGCUCUGGAGCAACUCAACCAACAGCUGGAGGAACAGAUCAGACACUGCUUGGAUCGGAAAGCCGUCAGUGCCGGGACAUGGACUGGCCUGAAACAAGACUGGGAGGAUGUUUAUGUGCAGGUCAGUGAGGCUAUCUUGGACAACGCUCGACUUAUGCUCCAGACUGAGAAUGUUCAAGCCAAUGCAGAGGACUUUAAAGACAGGUAUGAGAAUGAGCAACCGUUCCGUAAAGCAGUGGAAGAGGAAAUUAACUCUCUGUACAAAGUCAUUGAUGACGCAAACCUGACCAGGAUGGACCUGGAGAAUGAGAUUGAGAGUAUGAAGAAUGAGCUGAUGAAUCUGGAGCAAAAUCACAUUGAGGAUGUUAAAGUGCUCUACAAGCAGUUAUCCGGCCGUGAGGUUGAUGAGCCAGAUGCUCCCACUGAGAGCAGCCUGGACCAGAUUCUAGCUUUCAUCCGCUCCCACUGGGAGAAGGUCAUUGAGAAGAACCGUGCUGAGACUGAUGCCUACCUUGAGUGCAAGCAAGCUGACAGUGUGAAGAGUAAGCUGAGUCGAGAGGAGGAGGAGCUUGAGAGUCUGAAGACUGAGUGCAAUGAUGCUGGGUGCAAGAUUCAGAGUCUGCAGGCCGAAACCGAAUCUAUAAGAGCUCUGAAACGAGGCCUGGAGAAUGCUCUCAACGACGCCAAGCACUGGCAUGACAUUGAGCUCCAAAACCUGGGCUCCGUUGUCAGAAAGCUGGAGGCUGAACUCAACGAUGUCCGUGGCGACAUCGAGCAGCAGCGCCGUGACUAUGAAACCUUACUCGACAAUAAGAUGAAGCUGGAGACUGAGAUCGGAACAUAUCAUGGAAUCCUGGACGGAGAGGAAAGCAGAUUCUACUCUUCAACGUUCCACAGUGGUUCUUCAGUCCCUGAGGGACGAACUGAGCCCACAUCUGGACCACAAAGCAGUCAGCAGACAGAAGGUUCUAAUGCUCCCGGUGCUCCAGAAGAAAGCAAGCUGGAAUGAUAUAUUUGAUUCAUCUUUGCAGAAAGCUUGAUUUUCAUUUGUUUCUCUUCACUCGUAAUCUAUAGACUACAUGAUUACUGUGCAGGUUAGAAAUA